GCGGGCGGGCAGGCGGGGCGCGGGCGCCGGCACCGCCGAGACCAGCGCCGUGGGCUCCCGCGCCGCGCCCCGCGCCCCGCGCCGCGCGCCCGCCGCCGAGAUGCUGGGGCUGCUCGUGGCGUCGCUGGUCGUGGCGCUCGCCUACUUCGCGCUGCUGGACGGUUGGUACCUGGUGCGCGUGCCGUGCGCCGUGCUGCGCGCGCGCCUGCUGCAGCCGCGCGUCCGCGACCUGCUGGCCGAGCAGCGCUACGCGGGCCGCGUGCUGCCCUCGGACCUGGACCUGCUGCUGCACAUGAACAACGCGCGCUACUUGCGCGAGGCCGACGUGGCGCGCGUGGCGCACCUGGCCCGCUGCGGGGUCCUGGGGGCGCUGCGCGCGCUCGGGGCCCGCGCCGUGCUGGCCGCCUCGUGUGCGCGCUACCGUCGCUCGCUGCGCCUGUUCGAGCCCUUCGAGGUGCGCACCCGCCUGCUGGGCUGGGACGACCGCGCCUUUUACGUGGAGGCGCGCUUCGUCAGCCUGCGCGAUGGUUUCGUGUGCGCGCUGCUGCGCUCCCGCCAGCACGUGCUGGGCACCUCGCCGGAGCGCGUCGUGCAACACCUGUGCAAGCGCCAGGUGGAGGCCCCUGAGCUACCAGAAGACCUGCGGCACUGGGUGGCCUACAACGAGGCCAGCAGCCAGCUGCUCAGGGCUGAGAGCGGGCUCAGUGACCUCGUCAAGGACCAGUGAGCACCGCUCCCUGCCCGCCGGCCUCACCCUGGGGGCCCCUGCCCUCCCUUCCGGGCCUGCGGGGGCAGAGAGUGCCGAAUGGGCCCGCCGGGCUGGGCUGUCCCCCAGCUGCGGUGGCCUGCUGCCAGGCGGGCUCAGUCCAGCCCCCUCCCCACGCUCAGGCCCUCCCUCCACCAGCCAGUUAUCGACGCCCCUCCCCCCCACGCUGGGUACCGGCGGCCGGGGCGGGGGGUGGGUGGGGGGAGACACACACACACACAGAUGCCCUGACCCAGCUCUGCCCUCCGGGUGGAGGUGAUGAGGAAAGUGGGAGGCCCAGGGCCCUUGGCGUGUGGGCUCUGGGGGGCUGGGGGUUGGGCCCCAGCCUGCAGUUGAAGACACACUCCCGCAGCCUCCUGCAGCCUCAAGUCGGGAGAGUGCUUGGACCAGAGGGGCCGGCCAAAGCCACCCUGAGCCCCAGAGCCUGGAGUCUGAUGGAGCUGCAGGGGUGAGGCCAGCAGUCCUGGGGGCAGGGCUGCAGCCUGACUCGGGCCUGGUGAGGAGCUGUGAAGGGUCGGAACAGCAUGUCGAGGCGGAUCCCUGUGGCUGUGCGUGGGGGAGAGGCAGGCCCAGGCCAACUGACCGGAGGGCGCGGGGGUUCCCCUGGGGUGGUGGUGAGCUUCCCGUCCUAGCUGGGGCCUGCUGCUGCGGAGGGAGCGGAGCAGACAGCGGGAUUCUGCCUGGGUGCCCUCUGCACCUUGCCCUCGCUUGUCUGCACCCCGGGUGCUCCUAGGGCUGCGCUCUAUGACUGGGUAGGACCCCACCGUCUCUGGGCCUACAGCACCUCAGGUGUGUGCCCUCCUCCUGGGGUCGUCCUCAACAUGUGCCCUGCUGGCGACUCUCCCCUUCCAAUGCUGAGGGGCUGCCUCGCUCCCUGGGCUGGGGCGGGGGAAGGGUCUUCUGGGCUUUGCCUGAGUGGCUCCCUGAUGGGGUCACCAGGCUGCUGGGACACCUGCUCAGUCAUCUGCUCCUGCCUAAUUGCUUGCCUUCCGGCUAGGGAGGCCUGGAGAGAAGCAGAAACUGGCCCAGACGGCAAGGCAGGGGUGGGCAGAGCAGGGAGCCUUAGCUCCCUGGCUGGCUGGGGACACAGGGGUCAAAGCCCUGGGGGUGGGAUCACUGCUUGCUCCCGCAUGUGGCUGCCCAGGACGAGGUGGCCACCCGCCUGUGCCCCCAGCAGCCUGUGGUGUGGGCCAGAGCCGUGGAGCCCGGAACCGCCUCUUUUCACCCUAUCGGGCGCCCCUCCUCCCACUAGAGCUAGGAGCACAGCAACGCCCCGAUCCCUUGCCUGCCCCCCACGCCGACGUCUGCCUUAUAGCGCAAUGGGAAAGCUGCAAUGUUUCUGUUUUAUUUAAAGAAAGCCCAAGAUUAAAGAGUUUUUAACGUC
Mirounga angustirostris (Northern elephant seal) is the source of this 2150-nucleotide messenger RNA. RefSeq names its product thioesterase superfamily member 6 (gene THEM6). Bases 101 to 727 code for a protein of 208 amino acids. NCBI's taxonomy places the organism in Eukaryota, Metazoa, Chordata, Mammalia, Carnivora, Phocidae. The transcript has 2 exons. The record is from RefSeq and is a predicted model, not a curated record.